AAUUGGACUCGUUUAUAGGCACCGUGCCGUCGUGAAAAACCCUCGCGAGGUCUCCUGUCUCUUAUCAAUCACGAGGCAGUGUCUUGGGUUGUUCGAAUUCAUCAGCAUCUCAUGCUCCUCUCGAGGCUCUCGCGUCUCGGAGCCCGGAUCACCGGCGAGGCCUGUAGAGGAAAAUUUUCCAACACUCAAAGAGGUUAUUAUGAAGGAACACUCAAUAACUAUUUAUACUAUCUGAGGAACCGCACUCUCUCAACCACAUCUUCUGAUAAUGCUCAAGAAGGGUGUGAGCAGCAGACGGAAAAGAUAUCUGUGACAUUUGUUGACAAGGAUGGGGAGGAAAAGCUUAUCAAGGUCCCAGUUGGAAUGUCAAUGUUAGAAGCUGCUCAUGAAAACGACAUUGAACUUGAAGGUGAUUAUUUCUUCAUGUUGCAUAGAUGAUAAUUUCAAUUAUUU
Dioscorea cayenensis subsp. rotundata (Guinea yam) is the source of this 453-nucleotide messenger RNA. RefSeq names its product adrenodoxin-like protein 2, mitochondrial. The transcript is spliced from 4 exons. Gene Ontology annotation, biological process: P450-containing electron transport chain. Bases 112 to 438 code for a protein of 108 amino acids. Gene Ontology annotation, cellular component: mitochondrion. Gene Ontology annotation, molecular function: 2 iron, 2 sulfur cluster binding. The record is from RefSeq and is a predicted model, not a curated record. NCBI's taxonomy places the organism in Eukaryota, Viridiplantae, Streptophyta, Magnoliopsida, Dioscoreales, Dioscoreaceae.